AUGAAAACGCAAUGCAUGUGUCCUGUUUUUUUCAGAAAACAUCAUCGACAUCAAAAUCAUUUUAAUAUAAUUUUAACUAUGGCAACAACGAUUUCAAUUAGUAAUUGUAAUAAUAACAAUAAUAAUAACAACAAUAAUAAUAAUAAUAAUAAUAAUAACCCAAAUGGAGCCAAUAAUUUAACAGCAAGUGGUGGAUCAGCACAUCACCAUUUAUUAGUUUAUAAAAAUGUUGAUACACAUACAUCAUCAAAUAGUUUAUAUUCCAGAGGUGAUGAAGAAGAUGAUGAUGAAUCAUUCUAUGAUUGCUAUGAGGUUAAUCCAUCUUGGUCAACUUCAACAACACCAGUAUCACCAAGUUAUUUAAUAAAUGAUAGAUCAAAUUCAAUCUCUAAAGAUAUUAGUUCAAUCAAUUUAAGAGAAUCUCAAAAUAAAAUUACAAUUCAAAAUAAUAAUAAUAAUAAUAAUAAUAAUAAUAAUAAUAAUAAUAAUAAUAAUAAUAAUAAUAAUAAUAAUAUAUCAACAUCACAUAAUUCAACGAAUUCAAGUGUUUUAUCAAAUUCAACAUUAACAGAUAGUUGCACAUUAUCAUCAACAGCAAUUUCACCAACUGAUUCACCAAUCAAUUCACCAUCAUUGGUUAGAUCAACAUCUGCUGCUUCAUUACCAACAGUUGAUUUGGCUCCAAUCUCUUUAAAGAAUUCAAUAUUGUCUCAAUCUGAUACUUCUGCUUUUCAACCACCAUCACAAUCACUAACUCAACAACAUCAACAACAACAACAACAACAACAACAACAACAACAACAACAACCACCAAAUACAAAUACAAAUAAUAAUAGCAAUAAUGGCACAGGAUCAGUUAGAAGUAAAAGAAAUUCAAGAGUUAUAAAUUUAAUUAAAAAUAAAAAAGAAGAGAUUAGUAAUUUAUUUAAAGGUGAAAAAGAACAUCAACAAACACCUGAUUCUCUUCAAAAUAUAUUUCAACAACAGCAACAAACCUCACAAAAUACCUCAAAUUCAAAUUUACAUAAUUUAUUAGACAAAGAGCAUAAAGAAAAAGAACAUAAAGAUAAAGAACUUAAAGAUAAAGAUCAUAAGGAAAAAGAACAUAAAGAAAGAGAUGGUAUUAGAAAAUUAAUUAAAAGAAAAUUAAUACCAGGUAGUGGUAAUAGUAAUAGUAAUAAUACAGUUGAUGAAGCUGUUAGUGAUGUAAAUAGUAAUAAUAAUGAAAAACAACAUGAAUCAACAUCCAGAGUUGGUAGAUGGUUAAAAAAUCAUAAUAUAAAGAAAAAGAAAGAAACAAAAUCUUAUCAAUUGGGUCAAUUAAUUCAAGCUCAUAAAGGUUCAAUUUGGUCAUUGGAAAUGAGUAAAGAUGAAAAUUACUUAUCAACUGGCGGUUCUGAAGGUGUUAUUAAAAUUUGGAAAAUUUUAAAACAACCAAAUAAUAAUGGCGCAAAUACUUCACCAUUACCAAUUCAUGUAAAUACAAAUACAAAUACAAAUAGUAAUAAUUGUAAUGGUGGAUCAAAUCAUUCAUCUGAUGACGAAAGUAUUUGUAGUAAUUCAAGUAAUUCAAGUGGAACAAAUACAACUACAAGUAGUAGUAGCGGUAAUUCAACAACAACAACAACAACAACAACCACAACUACUACGACAACAACAACAAAUACAAAUAUUACAAAUCAAAAUAAUUCAAGUAAUCAUAAUCAUCAUAUUUUAGAAACAACACCAAAAUUAAUAUUAGAAGGUCAUACAAAUCAUGUAUUAGAAAUGAAAUGGAUAUCAUUGAAUAGAUUAAUAUCAUCAUCAGUUGAUAAAACCGUUAGAUUAUGGAAUACAGAUACUGGUGAAUGUUUGAAAACAUUUGAACAUAAUGAUAUUGUUGUAUCGAUAACAAGUGAUGAUGUUAAUCAAUGUUUUUAUUCGGCCACAUUGGAUGGUGGUGUAUUUAAAUGGUCAAUCAAUGAUUCAAGUAAACCAUUGCAACAAUUUGAUUUGGGUGAAUAUAUAACAAGUAUAGUAUUAUCAAUUGCCGAUCCAUACUAUUUAAUAGUUUCAACGCAUCUUGGUAAUUUAUUCUUUUUAAAUCCAUUGAAUCUACAACAUUUGAUUCAUAAAUUCAAUAUUAGUCAAAGUUAUAAUAACUCUAAAAAAGGUAAAGGUCCAAAAAUCAUUGGUAUUCAAACUAUCUCGAAUUCUUUAAAUCAAAGUGAAAUUCUAGUAAGCUCAAAUGAUAAUUGCAUUAGACAUUUCUCAUUAAAGGAUUUCAAAAGGAUAUGUAGAUACGGUGGUGGUGGAAUCCUUGGUAAUUAUCAAGUUAAACCUGUAGCUUCAAUCGAUAGAAAGAGUAUUCUCAUCGGUUGUGAAGAUAAUCAAAUUUAUAUUUGGGAUAACUUUUCAGAACAAUAUAAUAAUAAUAAUAAUAUUAAUAAUAAUAUUCACGAGAGUAAUCUAAAUAAUAAUAAUAAUAGUGUUAUAAAUAAUUUAAACAAUAGUAAUAAUAAUAAUAAUAAUAAUAAUAAUAAUAAUAAUAAUAAUAAUAAUAAUAAUAAUAAUGUAAAUAAUGGUAUAAGUAAUAAUAGCGGUCAAAACAAGAUAGCUAUUGAAAAUUUUGAAUAUUUUACUGCUUCAAAUAGACCAAUAACAAAUACUUCAUUUUUAUCAGUAAAUAAUAAUAUUUUUUUAAUAACUACAGAUACAUUGGGUCAAUUAUUAAUAUAUAAUAAAUAUUAA
Messenger RNA from Dictyostelium discoideum AX4, 2730 nucleotides. RefSeq lists its product as hypothetical. The record is from RefSeq and is a predicted model, not a curated record. The coding region runs from base 1 to 2730 and encodes 909 amino acids. Lineage: Eukaryota; Evosea; Eumycetozoa; Dictyosteliales; Dictyosteliaceae. The transcript is spliced from 2 exons.